AUGGACAAUCCCGUGGCUGCAAAUGUGCUCGGCACAGCUGGAGCUAGGCAGCUUAUCCCCCAAAUCAUCAUCAACUAUCGUCGUCACAACACCACCGGCCUGCAGCCCUCAAUGAUGAUGCUGUGGGCGUGUGCAGGCGUUCCACUUGGAGUGUACAACAUCACCAAGGAGUUCAAUAUAGCCCUACGCAUCCAGCCUCAGAUUCUUACACUCUUAAGUCUGAAAUGGCCUGUUUCUCGCUGUCUUCUCGUAGCCAUUCCCAUCGCUCUCUUGAUGGCUGGUACACAAAUUGCCCUCAUCUUCGCCCUUCGAGCGGCUCACUCUAAGCAUCUCACAUGGCCAGAUACUUUAAUGGCAAUCCUCUCGGCGGCGUUCCUCGCUGCUGGCGUGCUCAGACACUACUGGGAUAUAUAUGUCCAUCGAUCAGUGCGCGGAAUCUCAUUCAUAUUUGUGGGCAUCGAUGCUGCCGGCGAUAUCUUCUCACUCGUCUCAGUAUUCUUCCAGCCGAAACUGGACAUCCUCGGCAUGGUGAUAUACGGGACUGAGCUAGUCCUUUGGAUAGGCGUAUUCGCUUGUGGUGGUUAUUUCAACUUGCUGCCUUGGGUGAAACAGAAUCUGAAGAUGCCCUCGGAGCCUGAUGGAGCCCACAGUGGCUCUGAGGUAUCUACAGAUCCUACCACUCAACCACCUCAUGGCAUCUCUCUUCGAAACAUUCCGUCAUCCACAUCCGUCUUUAGAACGCCAUCAAGCGAAUUUACUGUCGCAAGAGCCAGAGCUGGAUUUCACGAUGCCGAUGAUGAGAGUGUCACAAUAUCACGAGGAUGA
Molecule: messenger RNA, 825 nt
Organism: Trichoderma virens Gv29-8
Lineage: Eukaryota; Fungi; Ascomycota; Sordariomycetes; Hypocreales; Hypocreaceae
Exons: 3
Coding region: 1-825 (274 amino acids)
Source: RefSeq, a predicted model, not a curated record